AUGGAGAAAAGCCAAGACAGAUUGGCUGAAGCAGAAAGAAAAGGGAAGCACCCUGCAAGUAAUCAGGCCUGGCAAGAGGUAUCUGUCCCUCUUCUGGCAGCUCAUGGAGUGGAAAAGAUGAGGGAGAGAGGGAGAUGUGUUAGAAAGAGAGUGAGAAGCGGUGUCAGAAAGAAGGGAUGGGAGAGUAGGAGAAAGGGAAAUGGGGGAGAAAGGGAAGCCAGUUUGCAUCCCCCAAAAAAUGUAUAUAAAAGUGUAUACAUCAGGAAGAAGUGUGCAUAUAAAUGCAUAUAGUAGUGGAAAUAACACAAAAAUGUAUUAGAAAAAGAAUUCCUCAUAUAAAUUUGUGCAGUGGUCAAAAUUGCAUACAAAAAUGUUCAUAUUAAGAGCAACGUGUACUAAGAUGCUGGUUUAUUUUCAUGAAGAGUUUUACCAAAUGCAAACUGAUGCAGAAAUGCGGAGAAUGGAACUUAAGGCUGAGAAAGUGAGAAACUUAGGAGAAGUCCAAAUUUACAGAUUCAUCCAUCCCUGUUAAAAAAACUGAAUUAUCACAAGCUAAUUGCCCUACAUAACAGUGUAGCCUUUUCUGGCAGUACCCAAGGUAGAUGAGUCAGCAACUGGGAUUGGUUAUAUAAAUCGGAACAUCAAUCAGAAAAUAAUUUAUUGGUGAUAUUGGAGUGAGGAUGUGCCAAUGAUGCCUGCUUGUUUAUUAGUUUGUAGAGAUAAUAUAUAUAGGUAGGCAUGAGAUCAGAUGAAUUCAUGGAAACUGGCUCAUAAUUUCUCAUAAUAUGAGAAAUAUCUCACAGAAAAUUUCCCUUAACAGUGUAUGCAGUGUUCUGCAGAAAUAGUAAAUCUGGAUUAAAUCAUGGUGGGGUGAUACAGGAUGUCAUUUGAGGAUAAUGUCUUAUGUGGAUGUGGCACCAAACUUUCACACAUGCACAGCACUAAGCCCACAAUAGCCUGAUGUGCAGAAGCAACCAGCAUCUAAGCAUGACUUGUCUCACAUUCAUCUUCUACAUGGUAAUGCAGCAUGGGCUAAGCUGGCACCCUUCAGAUGUUACUAGACUGAAAUUCCAUUAGCCCCAGCCAGCGCUCUAUGACUAUUAGCACCCAUAGACUAUUGUUUUCAAUAUCUAAUCUGCUAGUUUCCAGAGCACACUGAUGAAGUCAACAAUAUCUAAUCUUCUGGGGCACCCAACCUAGGGAUCAGGAGUAUGUAUUCCCGUUGUUCAUUGGGUGGAGGUGCUGUAUGUGUUUUGUAAGGCACCCUCCCUAGCAGAUAAGAAACUGGGAACUCAGCUACCGUAAAGCCUUGCCUCAGCCUUGCUCAGCAUGGUGUCUGCUAGAUGCUUUUGAUUACAACACCCAUUAGCCUCAGCAGGGGGAACCUGUGGCCUGCAACUCCCAUCAUCCCCAGCCAUUUGUCAUGUUGGCUAGGCCUGAUGGGAGUUGUAGUGCAAAACAUCUGGAAGGUGCCAGGUCGGAGAAGGAUGCUCAAGUAACAGAGCUGGGAAGCAUUUCCCGCCUCUUGCCCGAGACUCCUGCUAAGCCAUUUAGAGUAUUGACUAAGGGAUAUGGCAGCCUUGAACCUGUAGUUUCUGUGAAGGAGUUUCUCCCAUCUUCAUUUUUCUUUUCAUUUGGCUUGCAUGGGUAAGGAAAACAAAAGCACUUUCAUCAUUCUUCCAGCUUGCAAAAGAGUUUCACAUCUCCUUGCCCACUAGGUGCUAAAUUAUAAGGCGUGCAAGUGCUAAUGUGCAAUUUUCAGGGAUUGGCAAUAAAUGCAGAUGUCUUACCCACAGCCUGCCAGCUGAGCCACCACAAAGUGAAAGGCGUGCACUCCGCCUAAUUUAGGUUUUACAAGGCACAGUGGUCUGGAGGCAACAGCUAGGGAAAUAGAAAAUACACAUCACAGGUGCCGGUUUGACCACUCAUUUGCUCUGUGGCUUGGGAAGACAAGUUGUUUAAAGCACUAUGUCCAAAUUAGAGCAAGUGGUAAAGGCUUCUACUUCUAUACUUAGCUCUCUCUCUCUGAUCUAGUUUUAAAGUAUGUUGAGCACAAAGGCUUUACUUUAAAUUGAAAAAUUGCAAGCACUAACAGGCCUAGGCAUGAAAUCACUAUGUUGCCUCUCCUUGCCUUGAGGUCUGCAUCUGUAAAAUGGGCAUAGGGACAACUCCAUUUGUUCUGUACAAUUCAUUAAAAAUAAGCUGUUGGGUAAAUUUCAAUUAUUAAAUUAGAUUACGAUUUAUUUAACAGAUUUUUAUCCUGACUUUCUUCCAAAAAACUCAGGUGCAGAUACAAGGUUCCUCCCACUCCUAGUGUUAUCCUUACAACAACCCUGUGAGGUGGGUUAGGAUGAGAGAUAGUAAGUGGCCUGAGAUUGCCCAGUGAACUUCAUGGCUGAGCAAAGAAUCUAUUUUAUAUUUCAUCUUUCAUAUACAAGAAUCCUCCAGCAGUUCAUUCAACAGUUUAACCCCAAUUUGUGGGCUUGUGAACAUUUGUUAGAGAGGGGUGAGUCAGGAAACCAUUCCACCAGCACCCCCCACCCAAAGGGUUGUAGUCACCACACUGUGGGAAUGAAGUAGAACUAAGUUGGCUGAAGGAUGUUCAAUAUGCAAAGUUCUUGGCAGCCACACAAUGCUCUGGACAAGCUGGCAAGCACUUUGACACUGUGGUGGUCCAACAUGGUACAAUUUGUACCACCAAAUAGAUAAGUGGCUCAGGAAAGAGGAAAAAAUGCUUCUCUGCAUCUGGGCUGCUUUCAGAGGGAGCUAUUUCCAGGUGGGAUUCAAUAAAGUACAGUCAAAUUGAGGGUGUGCAAUUAAAGAUGACCUGGCACUGUUGCACGACCUACCUGCUCCCCUUCACAUGUCAAAAGAACAAUUUGAGGAUGAAAAGGAGAGUGCAAAAUAACAAUUGCUUGGCACAACAUCAGGGGCUUCCUUGCCUGUUUAUUGAGCAUUAACUAUGAUUUGUUUGCAGAGUGUUUAGACGACGUUGCAUCAAGCAAAGGUUGUUCCCCACUUUCCCGCGCACUUUGCCAUCACUUUCUUUAUGCUAACAGUCGGCAGGGCCGGGAAAUGGGGUAUGUCUGUUGCGCAAGAUUGUCCAAUUGCGCACUUAGCACUCGCUGACAAUCUGGAAGCACUGGAUGUCCUCCAAACUUUGGGUAAACAAAUCACGAUGAUGCUCAAUUGAAAGGUCUUCUGGAAGGGACCACGGUGACAACAGCUUUUUAACCCCCCCCCCCAGGAAAUCCAAAUUAUAUGGGGGGAGCCAUUUUGUUGCCGGGAAACUUUUGCACGCAUCACCAAGACAAUCCGCCGCCGCCCCCAGCCGCUCUCCGCAAGCACCCACCGCUUUGGAGGAUGGCCGCACCCCUCCCACCUGGGCUGCACACGGCCGUGAGAACCCUCCAGUGCGCAAAGCGAGGCGUGUCCGCGCCCGCCAGCCCACUGAUCAUCCCGCAUCGCUCCGCCACGCAGGCGAGCGCCCGACCAGCCGGUUUGUCGGCGGGGGGCGGAGCCGCAGGGAGAGCGCCGUGCGCACGGGACGCGGGCAGAGGCGGAGCCCGGUCGCUUUGCACGCGGUGCCGGCGGGAAAUAAAAAGCGGGGCGGACGGCACUGCGGAGCUCAGCUGCUAACCGAUCAACCGGACGUCGUCUUAGCUGCUGGAGAGAUCGAGCCCAGGAGAAAUGGAUUCUCAAGACUGUCCCUGUUCUAGUGGUGAGGAAACCUUCCUUCCUCUUUCUAUUCAUUCCGCUUGCUCAUCCUUCUCUCCUUACAUCUGGAUCUCACCCGCUUUCCCUUCCGAUCUACCUCUCUCCCUCUUUCCCCUGCUUCUGCUGCUUGGCAAGGCGCUGCUUCGGGCCACGUGGAGCGCUCUGUUUUUGACUUGGAUUCUCUGCGUCCCUAUCAACGAGGGACGCUCUUUCCUCUUUCUGACUCGAGGGCGAAUCAGGCCGGUUGUGUUACAGGCGAGGGGAGGAGACUGACCUAAGAUGAUGUCCGCUGUUGCCAGGAUGAGUUUGGGUCAGCCUUGUCUACCACCCUCACACACACGUCGCUUGGACUACAACUCCCAUCAGCCGCCGAUGGGGGUUGUAAGUCCAAAGCAUCUGGAAGGGCAUUAGAGAGAGGGUACCAACGUGGCGGCGGGGGAGUAUGUCUUUUCCCUGCCGCCACCUCCUCCUCCUUUUAUUAUUAUUUAUUAUUUAUUGAAUUUAUAUACCGCCCUAUACCGGAGGUCUUUUGUUUCUUCCUUUCUGCUAUAUCUCCACUCUGUGCUACAAUAAAAUCGUUGUCAAGUGUUCAAGUUUCUGGAGGAAUAUUUAAGUCCUAUAGAACGCUUUAUUGCCCUUUUUCGAUGUGUAUAUUAGGGGGAAGGAGAAAAUUAAUUGCUUCCUAAAUUCUUCUAGGCUUCUGAAGGCUUCUUUGCUAAGUGUCAAUGUAAAUGUGCGCAGGAGAUGCUAAGUUUGUAAUUGUAAUGGGAUUCCACCCUUCCUCUUUUAGGUGGUUCAUGCACCUGUGGCAACAACUGUCAGUGCAAAAACUGCAAGUGCAAGUCAUGCAGAAAGAGUGAGUAUGAACAGUUCCUUCCUUUCCUAUGUAUUUUGUUCCUGGGAGCAACCCUUUUCUUUUCCCUUUUUUAGCACUGGAAUGGCAAAAACCACAAUCGGAUGCAGCAUAUGGGAAAAUUACUGUAUUUACUUGAAUCUAAUGGUCACCUUUUUUGGCCAAAUUACAUUGUGAAAAAUAAGGUGUGCAUUCGAUUCGAUGGUACAUUUACAUUUGUCAGCAAAUACUUUUUUUGGUUUCAAGGUUCUGAAAACUGAGGUGCGCGUUAGAUCCAAUGGCGCAUUAGACUCGAGUAGAUACAGUACUUGGGACAAGAGUAGGUAGGAUGGGACUGGCCCUAACUUGCAUGCUGUAUUAGAGAGCGAAUUUUGUGGGCAUAACCCUGCAUGUCUGACAUUCAGCAAGUUGUUACCAAGUGUGCAUGAAGCACUGGUUGGCUAGUGUAACUGCGACUUCAUGUAUGGUAGCCAUGGGUCAGUUUGCAGGUUUUAUUUUUAUUUAUUGUGCAAUAAUUAUUGUAUAGUGCUUAAUAAGAACUCAAGUGGUUUACAUAAAAUAGCAUGAAUCUAUUUAAAAGCAGCAAUUAAAAACAGAAGAUUUAAGGUAAAGUUAUCUAACUAUAAAUAUAGAUAACAUGAGUUUUUAUUAUGUACAUUUAAAAAAAUAUUAUUUGUACUUGAAGUCCACCUGGACUGAAGGGUUCCAGGGCAGGGUAGAAAAAUAUCACAGCUGAAAAUGGGUACAAAAGUAUCAUUAAAACCAUACAAUAAAACCCCAGAGUUGAUUUUUAGUGACUUGGAGUAGAAUUUCCACCAGAAAAAAGAGCCAGAUGUAGCAGCUGAGACUAUGCAAUAGCCCUGGGAGCAAAUGUGAAGGAUGCUCACUUCAGAAAGGGCACCUUAGCUCUUUGGAUCCAACCCUGUUCUAUUUUCACCACCAUUUCCAGGGCUCCUUAGAAUGACCUUGUUUUUCAGUAACAGACUCGCAUUACAGCCACAAAUCCGAAAAUUCUAGCAUCCUUUUCCUGCUUGUAUUGCUCCAUGCAAGAGCAUAUCUUUUUCAUGGAACAUAAAGCAGAGAACAUCAUUCAGUUGCUCCCUGUUGAAAUGGCAUUGCAAACUGUUUGGAGUGAAAUGGUUGGCUGCUUAUGCUAGUGUGGUUAAAGCAUGUGCACAUAUAUCCUAAUUGCUGUCCUCAUCCAUCUCUUAUAUUCUGAUCCCAGCAACAUUGUUGUCCGCUGGGUCCACUCCCCAGCUCCGCUAAGAGAUCCUCAUUGGCUGAAACCACAAAGGUAAAUUUUCAUUUCUGUUUCUAGGUUGCUGUACCUGUUGUCCAGUGGGCUGCAGCAAGUGUGCCCAGGGAUGUAUCUGCAAAGGUCCCCCUUCCACCAAAUGCAGCUGCUGCAAGUGAAUCUUCUCUGGCUCUCCAAGCACUGAUCUGUAUAUUUGAUUGCCAGCAGGAAUGUAACCUUAUUGUCCAUUUAUAUAUUUGCCUGUGCAUUUUUGUAGCCUUUAGAUGUGAAAAUAAGCUAUGUGGGAAGUAACACAAGCUAUGUGGAAAAUAAUAAAAGCUGUAUGUAUAUAAGAAA
Podarcis lilfordi (Lilford's wall lizard) is the source of this 6161-nucleotide messenger RNA. The record is from the annotation of a GenBank genome assembly. NCBI's taxonomy places the organism in Eukaryota, Metazoa, Chordata, Lepidosauria, Squamata, Lacertidae.